Messenger RNA from Chara braunii, 4550 nucleotides. NCBI's taxonomy places the organism in Eukaryota, Viridiplantae, Streptophyta, Charophyceae, Charales, Characeae. The record is from the annotation of a GenBank genome assembly.
GUGUCUCGACCUUCUCGGCAGGUUUCCAUCUCGAGAACGACAGAUAGCAACAGCAACGUAAAGCAAUGAUUAGGAGGAUUCCCCAAGGCUUAAUAUGCGACCUUCACCUCGACUGCAAUCAACUCCUGUUGAUUAAUAGAGGACGCAGUCGGUUUUUUUCUCCUUCUUCAAGCGGGUGUGAUCUGAUUUUGUUAAAUCCCAGCCCCUGCGCUACCGCAUUGGAAAGCCGUUUGUAUAUUACCUGUGUGAUUGUGCAAACUCCCAAUCCCUAUAAAUAGUACCCAAUUGCAAGGCGGUUUUUAUACAUUAUCUGUUGACGUCCAUGAUCAUCGAAAGCAAUACCUUGGACAAUCCUGGCAAUCCAUCCGGAGAAGCGACGGGGGAAGACUAUGUGCCGAGAGUGCAGGACAAGGUCACCGUGCUGCUACUACAUAACACUGUAAUUUCAUAGUUACUGUACUACAACAUAGUUACUGUACUAGUCCAUAGUACUACUGCUAUAGUGCUAGUCCAUGGUAGUAGUUCAUAGUACUACUACUACAGUACUAGUACAGAGUACUACAACAUAGUAAUACCACAUAGUUCAGUACGACCCCAAUUAACUCUGCAGUACUGUGGAAACCAUCGUGAGGAGGGAGGAAGUUCCGAGGCUGCAAGUUUGGAACCACUACAUUCUACUAUUCUAGUAUAUCCAGAUACAUAGUACUGGCUAGUACUCAGAAAGUUUGCAACCACUACAUUCUACUAUCUAGUACUGGCUAGUACUCAGAAAGUUUGCAACCACUACAUUCUACUAUUCUAGAAUAUCCAGAUGCAUAGUACUGGCUAGUACUUUGCAGUACUUUCGAGACCAUUGUGAGGAGGGAGAAAAUUCUGAGGCUGCAACUGCUACAUUCUAUAUUAUAAGAGUAUAACAGAGUAGUACGACAUAGUACUACGUCGCAGUAGUACACGAUAGUACUACAGAGUACGACAUGGUACUUGGGCUGCAGCUGCCUAUCAUUGCUUCUCCAUAGUUACUGUGGUAACUGCUGCAGUACUUUCGAAACCAUCUCAAGGAGCGAGGACGUUAGACACGUUCCUUGUUAAGGUUCAUAAAGCCGUCAUACAACAUCAUAAUCGGAAUCGACUGAGGGUGAUAUAACUGGUAGGCUACAAAAAGCAAAAAAAAAAGUAACGAAACGAAAAGAAAAGAAAAAAAGAAGCUAUUACUGGUACGGAGAUGGAGAGCGUGGAGGUGAUUGGCCAUGAGCAGCGGCCGGGGGAGACUCUCAUGGGAUCAAGGGAGGACCAGGUGAAGGAGGAUGCUGGAUAUGGCAAUUAUAGUUCUUCAGGUGCACCUGGUCUCGUUAGCAGUCCAAGUGAGUCCGGCAGGACUGGCACUGCUGCAGAGGCUGCCAUGUCCCGAAAACCAUCCCUUAAAGUCUCAGUUCAAUCAGGUCGCGAUCAUCAGCGCCAUCAUCCUUACGACGAGUACAAGAGUCACAAACAGGGUCUUGGUAAAAUUCAUGAUAUCAUUGAGGACGUCAACGAAAAGGAGCAUAAGGAAGGAACCUACUCACCAACCGAACAACUGUUUCUCAGCCCCCAUACUCCCAUGAUUCAAGAGGUCGUGAAGGAGGUUGUGAAAGAGCAUCCAGGUCCUGCUGAUCGUACGAGUAGUGAGGGAGGCGGUGAUGGUGGUGGUGGAGGUGGAGGUGAUACCUAUAUUGCCUCGUAUGUGGUAGAGGCUCCUUAUAGCAGUCCAGGACCUGCAUUAUCUCCCUUCGAUUCUCCCACGUUUGAAGAUGACGACGUUAAGGUGGUUGUGAAGGAGAUUGCUGACGAAUGUAGACAGGAGGAAGAGGCCUAUCACAGAAAAAGUGAGCAAAUCGCAUCAGCAGCCACUGACUCGGAGGUGCCAUCAUACGGUGAAGUGCUGGAGGUGGAAAAGGAAGAAGCUGCAGAAACGGAAGAAGCUGCUGACGUCGACGAAGAAGGUUUUCUAAAGCGGUUUACAAGCUUUGCCAAAGAGAUGCUGCAUCCGCUACCAAAGCUUUUGUCGGAAGGUGAUAAAAGAGGGAGGAGGACGGAAUUGCAAGGGACGUUAUUAGAGAGGAUAGGAGCUCUGGAAGACUUGUUGCUUCAGGUUGAACAGGAUGAGAGCUCGACCGUCAAGUUAGCAGCCACCGACUCCAAAGUGAUACCGGUAUCGUUCUCAUCUCGGCGCGAGGGAUCGCUGACAACUACCGAAGCCAUCCUUGACGUUCAGGAAAAAGGGUCAUUACUCAAGAGGGUUAGAAUGUUGGAGGAAAUUGUCGUUGCGGCGAAGUUGACUCCGAAAUCGAAGCUCGCUGACGAGGAGACAAAAAGGGUCCUGGACGAGACAGCGGGAGUCGGACCAGCAAAGCGAGUUGCAGACCUUUUAACAGGAGAGCAAGGCGCAGGAGAGGCCUUUGGGCAGAUGGGAGAAACCUCGGUGGAAGGUACAGAGUCAGGGUCUGAGCUUGAGUUUCCACCAGUCACCAUUGUCCAAGUUAGAUCGACAAGUGUGAACGGAAGCGGGCAGGUUGACAGUUAUGCAGCUGCGAUGGGAUCACCAGCCGGCGAAGCGAGGGCAGGCUUGGAGCCUGCUGUCACUAUUGUCCGAGUUCGGUUGCCUGGUCAUCGAGGUGGGCAGAGUACUGGUCAGGAGAUGAGGUACGUUAUUGUGCGCAACCCACGUGCGGACAUGCCGGGACUGUCGACAGAUUCUGAAGCGUUUGGCGUGGCAGGAGAUCACGAGGAAGUCAAGGAGCCUCUCCCACUCCCAGCUGCAGAGCCUCAGGUCAGCGAUCAUGAUAAUCAACUUGGAACAAUGGCCUUGGCGGAUGACGGCGGCAAGUUGGAGAUGGGCCAUGGGAAACAGACUUAUCGGGAUGACAUAGAGUCCAGUGAGGAUUCGUCAUCGUCGGAGGAGUUCGGUCGGCUGGGGGCUGCGCGUGGCACUGCGAUGCCUGUUAUCAAAGCACCGACAGUCAGCAGUAGUGACCAAACUUCGGAAACGUCGAUCGGACCUACUAGCGCGGAUGAUGAAGAGGGUGAAAAGGAUUCUCUGACGACCGAAGACUCAGAGUAUAGCGAAGACAUUCGCGAGUCGCAGUGGUUGGCAACGCCUAGGACAGAGAGUCGGCGGGAAGAAGUCGGUGACAUGGAAAAGUUUGUUUUUCUGCGAUCUGCUCACACAGCGCACCCAGACAGCUGGCACGAUGUCGACAUGAGGAUUCUGAAACCCCAUGAUUCACCGGGAACUGUGCGUACCCACACAUGGGAGAGGAAAGACGCUAAGUCUUGGGGUGGAACGGGUUCAGAACCCGUUCCGGCCGAUUCUUUGAAAACCGGCGCUAUGGCAGACUCUGAGGAAGAUUGGCAAAAAAUGCCUAUUGCUCAGAGUCCACUCUCAGCGAGGAGGAUCACGCCUGCCGCACUCCUCCAGGGCCCGGGGGUGGUAAGCCUGGAUGUCAGCGAAGAUGAUGUCGCGCACGGGGUCCCGGAGAAGAAAGACCCAGAAACUGGUUCUUGGAAAGAUGUUGACCGCAUCAACAAAGAGUGGCCACAGACAGGUCGAGGCCCAAUGCGGAGAAUCCUGAAAGGGCUGUUGUCGGGAACAGUGGACGAUGAGACAUGGGAGAGGAUAGUCGCAGAGGCUCGAUCUGGAAGCGUUGGCAAGGAAGGCGGGAUGUGGAGCGAUCGAAGUGUAGGGGGAGACGAACUGGAGCGCAGCGCAUCUAGAGAUUCGUCAUGGCGGCAUGUUGAAGACCUGACAUUAGUUCCUCCUUUCUCCGCCGAAGAACAGGAGAUGCUCAGGGCUCAUGCCACGGAGGCUAUGACUGAGGGCUUGGAGCCGGGGGAACACAAGACAUCGUCGGAACAGCGAUACAGUGAUGCAGAGGAGAAAAGUGAGAUCACAGCUGGUAGCCGGAGGGGUGAAGAGACUCGCGGUGACGUCUCUUUGAAAGAGCGUGCUCAUGCUCCUCUCUGGAAGGGACUGAUUGAACUGCCUGAGAAUGAUGGGGCACAGACUUCAUCGGACGCUGGAGACGAGAGACAGAGUGCCCGAAAUGGUUCCCAGGGAGUGCAAGAGAGCGCAUGUCUGACUAGCAGCAUGAGUCUGUCACUGCCAAAAGCCUCUCCAAGGACACCAACAAGUCAAGGACUCAGCGAUGCAGCUUCCACUGUCAGCUCUGCUUCAAGUAAACAAGGGGCACGUAAGACAAAGAACGGCCGCAGAAGACGUUCGAAGACCGAAGACUCGGGUCUCUGCUCCAUCAUGUGAAGCAGCGAUGGAGUCAAACAGAGUGAUACUGUCACAUGUCACAGGCUCGAAGCUUAUUGGUACAUUGAUUUUUACACAGAAUACGCGUCUGUUUGUUGAUUCUGCACAACGGCCGACAGCCGGCAAGAAGCAACGAACCGCACAUGCAGUGGACGAGGGUUUGCGCAUUUUCCUUUUUUCGUUUCUCUUUGAAUUCAUCUCUUCCCCCACCCCCCCGCCGGAAACCAAAAACCCCAUGACUAGCUGCAAUUCCGUU